Aspergillus homomorphus CBS 101889 is the source of this 1254-nucleotide messenger RNA. Its product is annotated as mitochondrial 54S ribosomal protein bL27m. Gene Ontology annotation, molecular function: structural constituent of ribosome. NCBI's taxonomy places the organism in Eukaryota, Fungi, Ascomycota, Eurotiomycetes, Eurotiales, Aspergillaceae. The record is from RefSeq and is a predicted model, not a curated record. The transcript has a single exon. Gene Ontology annotation, biological process: translation. Bases 53 to 961 code for a protein of 302 amino acids. Gene Ontology annotation, cellular component: mitochondrial large ribosomal subunit; ribosome.
CCCCUUCUCCACGCCAGGCAGAACAAUCCUCUCCCUCCAGGAACCAGCCGCAAUGUUUCAGUCUCGUGGAGUUCUAGCGCCCUUCCGGGCCCUAGAACGAGCCAUUGCGCCCUCGACCCUCCGCGUCGCCUCCUACUCUACCUCGAUCCUCUCCUCGCAACGACCCAUCCUCUCCGCCAUCACAGCCAACAGCACCACCGCCUCCUCGUCGACGACGUUACCGAGAACCAACACCACCCGCCUCCUUUCUCCCUCCACUCCCUCCCUCCUCACCUUCCUCACCCAGCAACAAGUCCGUCACGCCUCGCACGCCUCGCAAGGAACCGCGAACCGACACUCGCGCGACCCGGCCGGCAAACGUCUGGGCGCGAAGCGCUCGGCUGGCGAGUACGUGGUGCCGGGCUGCAUCAUCUUCAAACAGCGCGGCACGAAGUGGUGGCCCGGCGAGAACUGCGGCAUGGGCCGGGACCACACGAUCUACAGCGAGCAGUCCGGCUACGUGCGCUACUACUUGGACCCGGAGCGUCACCCGAAGCGCAAGUACAUCGGCGUGGUCUUCGAGAAGGACGGCAAGCUACCCACGCCGCGCAACGCGGUCACCCGCCGCAAGCUGGGCCGUGUGGCCGUGCGCUUCGAUCCCGCCGACCUCCCCAACCGCCAGCCCCAGGAGCAGCCGCAGUCGGCGGAUCUGGUGGCCGAGAUUACCGAGGAGGGCACGACGGUCGGCAGCGUGCCGGCUGCCGCGGUGGAUGAGGGCCUGCAGUUCCGCCCCGGUUACAUGUACCGUGAGGCCAACUGGUCGAUUGGUCGCAUCGCCGAGAGGGCCGGUGUCACCGCUGAUGUGCACAGCCGGAAGAACCGCUGGCUCGCGUGGCGGAGGAGACAGGCCCGCCGUGACCGCACGGCCCAGAUGAAGAGUUUGAAGAGACAGAAGAAGUCCGGGAGAAAGGCGAAGAAUUAAGCGGUCGACGGCUCAUGAAUGAUACGCUUGGGUCAUGCAUCCGCCACUUGGUCCGCUCGCCUUGCUUUGCUCGUUCGGCCGCUUGCUUGCUUGCUUUCUCCGUCCGUGAUAUGACACUCGGUCCUUUGCAUGCAGUGGCUGGUUCUUUUUCUAUUCUUCUUGCUCUCGUCUCUGGCAUUUGCGUACAGUCAUGGGGUUUACAUCGGGUGUUUCUCUUCCUAUCUCUCAAGUUUUCAUGUAUUAUAAGAUGUCUCCAACGUGUCUCUGUCCCUGUCUAUGUGUGCAAAUAGAAC